UCGAUGACCGUGAGCUGUUUGACAUGUUAGAAGGAGUGAAAACGUGCUGCCAAUAGACAUGAUGAAUUUAUCUGCGUUAGUGCACAGCCUCAGGUGCUCUUUGCUACACAUUGAGAGCAGACUUCUGCAGGCGGCCGGACUGACGAUAGACAGACAGCUGGCUCCAGCUCUGGCAGUGAAUGGCCCCAGUCUGCUGCCUCAGAUCCAGCCUGAGGUGGAGGAGGAGGAUAUGGAGGAGCAGCCUCCUGGCAUCAUGGACAGCAUCCUGUGGAUGGCAGCACCAAAGAAGAGACGCACCAUAGAGAUUAACAGGACCAGGAGGAGAGCUGACUCCAAACUCCUUAAAGUCAAGAAUAACAUCGAGCCGUGUCCAGAGUGUGGCCACCUGAAGCAGAAACAUAUCCUGUGCGGCUUCUGUUACGCUAAGGUGUGCAGGGAGACUGCACUGAUUCGCCAGCAGAUUAAUACAAUGGAAGGUGGUCCGCUGAGGGCGCCGGCUACGGAGACCGUCGUCCUGUAUGACGGUGAGACGCCAAGCCAGCAGGACAAAGACAAGAGGAUAGUGGAGAGAGCCAGGAAGCGGCCUGCCUGGUUCAGCCAAUGAUGCGGAGUUAUUACAGCUGUACGUAGAUGCAUACCUUCAGUGUGACGCAGGUCUGGUCAGAUACACACAGAUUCUCUAUGAGAUAUAGUCAACAGCAUAUUUAUCCUGAUCUGUUGGUCAGUAAAUGUGAGAUUGACUGAUUGAUGAGUUUUUUCCCCUAUUAACAAUAUCAAUAUAGUGAUGUGUUUGUUCAUGUUACAUCCGCACUGACAUCAGGAGUCUUGAUGAAUGAACAUCAGACAUAAAUACAUAGAAAGCAACAGUGCUGCAGGUUAUGAUAGGUUGACUUAUCUCUGUGAGAAUCCUAAACUGCAUAAUUAAUGUGUUGGUUAAAAAACAAACAGCAACAUGUUUUUUUUUUUUUAUCAUUUUGUUUCCGCUGAUUCAUACUGAAUGCAAAGACUGUCCGAUUUUUGACUAAGAGAAAAGCACUGUAUGUUAUUUUAUGUUUGACAAUAAAUCUAUUAUUUGAAAAU
Messenger RNA from Scomber japonicus (chub mackerel), 1080 nucleotides. It is a transcript of the gene mrpl32, whose product is annotated as mitochondrial ribosomal protein L32. Gene Ontology annotation, biological process: translation. The record is from RefSeq and is a predicted model, not a curated record. Lineage: Eukaryota; Metazoa; Chordata; Actinopteri; Scombriformes; Scombridae. Bases 59 to 604 code for a protein of 181 amino acids. Gene Ontology annotation, cellular component: mitochondrial large ribosomal subunit. Gene Ontology annotation, molecular function: structural constituent of ribosome. The transcript is spliced from 3 exons.